Molecule: messenger RNA, 1177 nt
Organism: Zeugodacus cucurbitae (melon fly)
Lineage: Eukaryota; Metazoa; Arthropoda; Insecta; Diptera; Tephritidae
Product: regucalcin
Exons: 4
Coding region: 160-1050 (296 amino acids)
Biological process (GO): L-ascorbic acid biosynthetic process
Molecular function (GO): gluconolactonase activity; calcium ion binding
Source: RefSeq, a predicted model, not a curated record
UAGCAGUGAGCUCUAUUGAAACGAUUGUAGGGUACUAAGGGCAAUUUCGCUCACAAUUGUUUAUAAACUAAUACAAUUAAUGUAACUUGAAUCAGUUGCGAUUAAUUAUCACAAGUAUCAAUUACUUCGUUGUAAAAUUUCAAACAAAAUAUAAGUAAGAUGUCCUACAAAGUGGAACAACUACCCGACUCCUAUGGAUUUCUCGGUGAGGGUCCCCAUUGGGAUAUUGAAACGCAAAGUCUUUACUUUGUCGAUAUUAAAAAUGCGACAUUGCUGCGCUAUGAUUACAAAGAGAAUAAAACCUAUAGCGCUAAAGUAGAGAAUGAAGAACUCACUUCCUUUAUUAUACCAGUCGAAAAUGAGUUUGGAAAAUUUGCUGUAGGUUGUGGACAUCGUGUGGUUAUCGUAGCUUGGGAUGGUAAAGCGCCGAUUGCAAAAGUGGAACGUAUUGCUUAUACACUGCAACAAGGCAAUGAGGUGUGUAAACAUCGUUUCAACGAUGGUAAAGCCGAUCCACGUGAUCGUCUCUUUGCUGGUACAAUGUAUGGUGAAAAUAAAGAGUGGAAGCGUUGUGGUAAAUUGUAUCGAUUUGAGAGAGGACAGCCCAUGGCAGUUGUAAGAUCUGAAGUGACCAUUUCCAAUGGUUUGGCAUGGAAUGAAAAGACCAAUAAGUUCUAUUAUAUUGACUCGAUGGAUUAUGAAGUUACCGAAUAUGAUUAUGAUUUCGAUACGGGUGUGGCUAUUAAUCCUAAAGAGGUCUUCAAGCAUGCGGAACAUUUACCAGAUGGCAUGACUAUUGAUACAGAUGGAAAUAUUUAUAUUGCCACAUUUACGGGUCAUACUGUCUAUAAAGUUAAUCCAAGUACUAGAGAAAUUUUACUGGAGAUUAAAUUGCCAACCAAGCAAGUGACUUCUGUGGCAUUUGGUGGACCAGAUUUGGAUAUUUUAUUUGUAACUAGCUCGUCGUAUUCUGAUGAACCGCCACCAGCUGGAUUUACAUUUAAGGUUACUGGUUUGGGUGCUAAAGGGUUGCCAAUGACGAAAGUGUAAAUUUAAAAGCGAAAUAUCUAUGAGUUUGAUUAGGGUGAAGGAAAUUCGUAUUCGUAAAGACUAAGAGCACAAUUGAAAUUAUCUACAGCUUUAUGUGAUAAUAAAUAUAUAAUCAUAAUUUCAGAAA